Biomphalaria glabrata is the source of this 3308-nucleotide messenger RNA. RefSeq lists its product as uncharacterized. Gene Ontology annotation, molecular function: GTP binding. The record is from RefSeq and is a predicted model, not a curated record. Bases 529 to 2667 code for a protein of 712 amino acids. NCBI's taxonomy places the organism in Eukaryota, Metazoa, Mollusca, Gastropoda, Planorbidae. The transcript is spliced from 4 exons.
AAACAGUCAGAUAGAUAGAUAGAUAGAUAGAUAGAUAGAUAGAUAGAUAGAUAGAUAGAUAGAUAGAUAGAUAGAUAGAUAGAUAGAUAGAAAGGCAAACAGUCAGAUAGAUAGUUAGAUAGAUAGAUAUAUAGCGCAAAGCUCUAGCUAGGCUGUGUAAAAACAAAUUCGUGGAAAACGCUAUAGGCCUACCAGGGAGAGGUAAAAAGCCCCCACUAUUUGUCAUUCGCCUGUAAAAAACCACACACCUGACGUGGUUAUCAAACUUCUAGAAGUGUGUCGUGUCAAGGUUUUAUUUAUAUCAGGGUAGAUCACCCAGGCCAUUAAAUUGUCGCUACACUUUACAGCAAUAUACAGACAUUAUGAACUGAAUAGUGUGUGCUAUUGUAUAUUUGAUUUAAACCUCGCUAUGUUUGCAUCUUGUGUGUUUAUUCGAAGAUAUAAGCAUACUUAGAACAGUAAAUAAAUGCAUUGUCUAGUGUGUUCAUUCUGAGACUUCACCCUAGCAAGGCUGUGAGGAGGCUGAAAAUGAGCAAAACAAUUAAUUUACUUCUGAUCGGUACAGCUGGCAACGGUAAAAGUGCCACCGGUAACUCAAUCCUUGGCCAGGAGAAGUUUGCCACGUCAGCUGACUUUACAGAUGCCGAGAAAUUCGUCAAGAAAGGUUCCAGUGUAUUUGAAGGCUCCACCAUCAACGUCGUGGAUGUCCCCGGCAUCGAUACGGACAACAAGAACGAGGACGUGUUCAAAAAAUUCCAGACUUUGGUCAAAAAAGCCUUCGACAUAUGUCAAGAUGGCUUCUCUGCUUUCAUUUUAGUUCUGAAAUACGGAAAUCGAUUCACGCGCCAGGAGCACGAGACGCUGAAGCUGAUCAGGUCAACCUUCGGCGAUGACGUCAUCAAAAAUCAAGUCAUCUGCGUGCUGACCCACGGCGACAUGUUCAAAGCGGAUAUGGAGCAAGACGGUGACGAGGUCGAGUUCGAGGUUUGGUCAAAGAAACAGGAAGGGGCCAUCCAGAAACUUUUUCAGGAAUGCAACUAUAGAUGCAUUCUCUUCGAUAACAAGUCUAAAGAUAAGAGUACAACCUAUGAGCAACUGAGAAAGCUUAUCGCACUGACUUGUGAGACUCUAACAUACACUGAUGAUCUAUACCAUUCAUCAGAGUCUGGUCGAUCUGAUUUAUUGGAAGAAAUCAAAGCCCCUGAACAAAACAGACAGAUCAUGGCGAUCAUUGAUACUUUUAGAUCAGAAAUGAAACAGAUAGAGCAGGAAUGUGAAAACGACUCCAGCCAUCAGAUUGAGCUUUUAAAGAAUCUAUUAGCCAGAGUUAAGGACUAUGAAAAUUGUCUCGAUGUGCCGAAAGCACUGGCGACGAAAUCUCUCAAUCCUAGAAGCAUGCUGGCUGUGUUAGUGAGUGAGCUUAAGUCGAGAACAAAAUUGUUAGAGUUAGAUCGUAAUUCAGCACCAGAGCCAACGAAGGAUGACAAGGAAAAGAUAACAGAAAACAGUUCCUUCAAAAGACAUGAAAAUAAAAGAGUCCCAAUUAGGCCUACUCCAAAAAAAGAUCCUGAUACAGCAGAACCUAAGGUGUCCGACACUGCUGAACGUCAGUGCAUAAAUCUCCUAUUGCUGGGAACAACCGGAAAUGGGAUAAGCUCUGUUGGCAACGCUAUUCUAGGGAAACCAAGAUUCCCUGUCUCAUCCAACAGUAAAAGCAGUGCAGCCGAGGUAGCUCUAGAUUCACGAGACUUCGACAUUUGCACAGUUAGGGUCAUCGAUGUCCCAGGUAUCGAUACAGACAACAGCUCCGUUGACGACUUUAACCAAUUCCAGCGAUACGUCGAUGAAGCGUUUAGGAAAUGUAAAGAUGGCUUCAACGCCGUCGUCCUGGUUUUAAAAUACGGAAACAGAUUUUCAGGCCAGGACAGUCACACGGUGAAACUCGUAACUGGGACUCUGGGAAAUUCUGUCCUACAGAAAAAUAUAAUUUGUGUCUUCUCUUACGGAGACAUGUAUCAAGAAGAUGAAAUAAUCACUUUUAAAGAUUGGUGCUAUCGGCAAGUCGGGGGGCUACGUGAUGUGUUUAAAAAGUGUCAAUACAGGUGUGUCUUGUUCAACAACAAAACCAAAGAUGAGAACAAAGUAAUCGAGCAGUUCGAAAAUCUUUUCUCUCUCACAAAACAAACACAGAAGUACUCAAACCGUGACUACAAAGCAGCCAACAGGGAGCGAAAAGGUUUUGAAAAUAAUUUCUUUACUAAAGAUCGCAUUCAGGAAUCUCUAGAAUCUUUCCUACAAAUCAUGAUCGAGUAUGAAGAAAUACUUAAUCAAUCGCAAGAGGUCGAUAGUCAAAUAGCGUUGUUAAAAAGGAAACUCCAAACGCUAAAGAGUCACGAGAGAAAGAUUUCUGGUUACGGGGAACAAUGUCAACAAGUCCUCCUGCCAUUAGUAAGACAGCUGACGGAAACAAUACAGAGAACUAUAGAGGAGAUUGACUCAGAGAGACCGACAGUGUUUAUUCGAAACUCUGGGAAUAGAAGAACCAAUGAUAGUAAUGUAUCCAGAUAUUCUACCACCAGAGACACAAGAGCUUUAAUUGGAGAACAUCCUAAUGAAUCUCAUAGACAGAAGAGCACAACAUGUUGUUCUUCGUGUGUUAUUUUAUAAACUAGACAAUUUUGAAAUAUCACUGAAAGAAGUUUAUACAUCAAUCUACACUAGCAUUUGUUAUGUGUUAAUUAUCAGAUAGUAGCUUUGAAUGUUUAAAUGAUUGUUGAAAUGUAAUGCAAUAUUGGAAAGUACAUUCUAUUUCUCUGUGUGUGAUUGAAUAUAAAGUAGUGCAUGUGUGUAUGUGUUGGGGUUAAUAUUUCUUGAUUGUAUUCUGACAUUUGCAUUCUGUAACUAGUAAAAGGUUGCUCUAGUUUAUAGAAAUCUAAAUAAACUUAUUUAAAACUUAAAAAAAGGAUUAAAAAAUGGAAUGAUUGAUUUGAAUGGAUUGUAUUAGUAAACACUUGUUUUUUUCUUGGACUGUAUAUUAGUACUAUGUUUCAAGUUAUAAUAUUCAUAUAAAUAUAUGGCUCAAUUUUCGUAUGCAUAUGCUCUGGACUGUUGUCUAGUUGGUCAGGGGUACUAAACCUGCUCUCAACAUCCUUUGAAGACCAACGGGAGGUUUGUGUAGGAGUAUCCGAAACAAACAAAGAGCAAUUAUAACGCACACGUAUAAAACCAUUCCCUUGUCCCUAGUUUUCUGUCAUUAAGUUAUGUCGUCUGCUGAAGAAUUGAAUAGAAAUAAAAUACAAAUAAAUACA